UCCGAAAGAUGUCCGAUUAUUGGAACAAAACGCACAAGAUUGAAGAAUCGUCGGGCCAGUUCUCCCGACUGGGAAUGUCAAUGUUUUGGAUUUGAAAAGUUGGCGGCAGCGGGGAUGAAAAAAGUUGACAGAUUGUCAGAAAAAGUUCCGGUUGACCACGCAACAGACGCGCAAAAAGGACGGCGGCUAAAAAGUUUUUAAGUGGCCACGCAAAAGUGGACCAGAUCAAGUCCCCAUAGGGACAAAGGUGCUCUACUCGGGAAGAGACUUCUCGGCCACACAAGUCAGACCAGGGCACCCGGUCAGCAACUCAGGGGCGACAGCAGGUUCGCUAAACAACACAAAGGUCGGGAUAGAAAAGCGCCAACUGCACCAAGCGCGUAUCUGCAUGCGAGACUAGCACCAAGGCACAAGGCCUCAAGGCACCCGGUCAGUAGUUCGAGAGCGACAGCAGGUCCAUUGAAAGACGUGAGCGUCGGGAACAAAAAGCGCAAGUAAGCACCAUUGAAGCACAGAGGUUGAGCGAGGAAGUAAUUGUUCCUUUUCCCCAUAAUAGCUGCGCCACGCGCUCAUCCGCAUCUUGAAAAAGCGCGGUGAGAAGAAAACAAAAAGGGGUCGGAAAAGUAAGUAGCCUUUAUGUGCCAAGUCCGACGGAACAACUAACGUCACGCUCCCCUCCGCCAGGGCCCCUUUUUUCUCUAUCCCUUUUCCAUCUUAAGAUCUCAUCGCUCAUCGCUUUCCGAGUGCAUCCAAAUCGGACAUCGUAAGCACAUCUCCGGCUUUGUGCUACCUUGCGAAAUCCGCGACAGUUAGCAGCUUGGCAAAAUCGAUCGGAAUCCUUCGGCACUUUCAGCUGUCAAUGUGCCGUGGUCGGACGCCAAAGAAUCCCAGCAAGCAGAGUCGGGUGUCAUCAUUCGCAGCGCCGGUUGCGAUCAACUGUGGUAGAUCGACAGCUUCUGUCGCUUUGGCUGCGAGGUGUAAACUGUGGCUUUCAAGUUCAACGGGAACCUGCGAGGCACACGAAGUUCGGUCAGCGGUGUCGUUCGCAGUAUCAGUUGUGGCAUCGGCCACAAACCGGGAGCGGAGCAACGUCCUAGCCACAACGGGGACAGCAUCAGCGGUGGCAUCGGCAACGAACCGAAAUUGGAAGAACGUCUUGGCUGCAGCGGAGGCAGCAUCAGCCGUGGCGUCGGUCACAAGCCGAGAUCGGAAGAACGUUCUGGUCACCACGAGGGCAGUGUCAGCGGUGGCAUCGGCCACGAAUAGAGUUUGGAAGAACACAUCGGUCACAACGAAGGCAGCAUCAACUGUGGUACGACCACAACCUAGAAUUGGUGGCAGUAUGUACUGUGGUAACGACCACGCAUUCGCAACGAGGGCAACAAUCGGCUCAAGAUCAACAACAAGGACGAUGGAGCGAGGCGCGACGAGGAUGCCGAGCCCUGUUUUGCGCCAUGCGCCAAAACUGGAAAAGCUGUAAGUGCACGUUUUUCAUUCAAAUCUCGAAAUAGCAUUUUAGGAAUUUGGGUAUAAUGUUGCCUAAAAAAUUAUAAAACAAAAUUGAA
Messenger RNA from Uranotaenia lowii, 1565 nucleotides. RefSeq lists its product as uncharacterized. NCBI's taxonomy places the organism in Eukaryota, Metazoa, Arthropoda, Insecta, Diptera, Culicidae. Bases 860 to 1480 code for a protein of 206 amino acids. The transcript has 3 exons. The record is from RefSeq and is a predicted model, not a curated record.